CGAACCGGAAAGUGUCCGCCCACUGCAAAGUUUCAGUCGGACUUGUUUUUAAUGCCACCGCUCAUAGGUGUCAAAAGUCAGUCGCUCCUAUCUCUGAACACGACGUUAGGGACUGAGAACAACCAUGCCGUUCUUGGCGAACUUCAGAAGAAGAAAUACAGAAUGGGUCCGCACGACCAUGCGCACCCCGGGGAUCCUGAUCUUCGGGAUGGUGAUGGCUCCCUGCGGAUGGAUCCUGAGUCUCGUCACUACCGUGGCCCCAAAUUGGAGGACUCUUCAUGGGGUCACCGGCGUUCCGGUUGAUCGGGUCUACGAGCAAGGGAUCUUUGACGUCUGCAUCGCCGCCACAUCCACUGAAAGACAGAAUUGUGCAGUAACGGACACCGCUUACAACUCGAACAACAUCAUUGAGAUCUCUCAGGGUUUGAUGUUGGCCUCCCUGAUUGUGAAUCUGGUGGGGAUUGCUUUUGCCAUCCCGGGGGUGCGCUGCUGGAAAGACCAACCUCGGUGGGGCCUCUGCACAGUGGGCGGCAUUCUUAUCUUCUGCGCAGGCGUCCUGACCCUCAUCCCUGUCUCCUGGUACACGCACAUCUUCAAAGACAUCUCUACAGACAUCGAGCGGACUGAAACCCGCGUCGGCUACUGUCUUGUACUGGGCUUCAUCGGUGGAAUAUUUGAAGUCUUGGGCGGCAUCGUCAUGUCCAUCGGUUGCUGCCGCUGCUGUGGCGGGAGGAACCGCGGCGAGAGGCCGAUUGAAGAUGUCCUCGGCCCCAGGAGCCAACCGAAAAGGGAGCCGAGACGCGUGGACGUGCCGAGCCUGAGUCGACCCAGGAGCAGCGCCGCCAGCAGCUAUCCGGCCUCCAACAGGGAAUCCGUCGAUGAUGACAUGGAUGUGUCCUUCCCCAGGGCCAAGAGCCCCGGGGCCCGCUCAGGAGCCAACAACCCCUCCUUCACCGGCAGACCCUAUGAUGCUGAUCUAUGAGACUCAUCUGAGUUAGGCAACUGACUGAGUCAGAGACUUGUUAUAAAACAGGGAAAAUGAAAAGAUGGGGAACAUAAAAUGAAGAGUAUUGCAGGUUUUAAAUAGGCAAAUCUAAAAGUUACAUUUGUUGUAAUUGGAGAACAAAAAUGAGUAUGUCUGGCGAUCAACCUGUUGUUAAUGAAGAAAGCAUUUUUGUAUAUGUUGCUGUCUAUGAACUUCUCAGCUUUUGUACUUCUAUUUUAUGUAAAUACUGUGUUCUUAAGCACUUUAUAAAAGGCAGUCUCUGUUGACAGAAGCAUCCCAAAGUGAUUAACGUGUUGCCAUUUGUUCUGAAUGUCUUUAUUAAAUGUGCACUCUGCUUCCUUA
Molecule: messenger RNA, 1348 nt
Organism: Poecilia latipinna (sailfin molly)
Lineage: Eukaryota; Metazoa; Chordata; Actinopteri; Cyprinodontiformes; Poeciliidae
Product: claudin-23-like
Exons: 1
Coding region: 125-982 (285 amino acids)
Cellular component (GO): membrane; bicellular tight junction
Molecular function (GO): structural molecule activity
Source: RefSeq, a predicted model, not a curated record